CUCUCGCGUCACCAGUUAGCGGCUGUGGAAGACGCGAUCCCGUGGCCCGUCCAACCCUGUCCGGCCUGUCAACGACGUUCCUCCAAAGCCCCCGGCUCGUCGCUGGUUCUCAACUACCCGCCCUCCCAAGGGCCAUCACACGAAGGCAAAUGGAGCCACCUGCGCCCAGGACCGGCCCGACCCUCUGGGUGUCGACGGCCACCGCAAGGCGUCGCCAUCGCCAGAUACGAAGUCAUGCUCUCCAGGUGUGGUGCGGCGCCGCAGAAGUCUGACAAGCGCCUUCCAAACAGUCAAGACUCGCUGCUCUCGUGACAAGCUACUGACGGACAGUGAUGAGGCGGGAAUCGGGAAGCAGCCACGGUUGUCGGGAACUUCAAAUGAAACGACCAUGAAACUAGCUGAUGUGCCAACUUUUGCCGAGGCCCCUCCCCGAUUGGAUGUUCUCUCCGAACUGCCGAGUGAUGGCCUGCACCGGUCUUCAACUUUCCGAACAUCCCUCGAAAAAGCGGUUGAGGAUAUCAAUGUAAAAUACGGCACAACUCGGCUGCCUGAGAAGCAAGUAGGGGCAAUCGGCGACGGCGACGGCGUUUGCAGCACCCGCCCACCCCCUUACUACGCCCGAAGCAACUUUCAGCCAAGAUACAGACUCCCACAGUUUGUCACCAUCCCUCCGGUCCGCACGCAACCUACUGUUGGUGAGCUCAAGACGGGCUCGCCAUACUCUUCUAAAAGCACAAGCAAUGUGGCUGGGAGCCCUCUCUCCGAUUUUCACAUUGACAAUAUUCUAAACCGGGCCCUUUCUGGGACCAAGGCUGCCAAAGACCAGUCUUCUGCUAUAAAGCAAGAGGUUCCGGCGCUUGAUAAGUGCGAGUCAGUUUCAGGGUCCUUGUCGAGCCUCGCUGGGGGUACUACGGCGCCUAUUCCUGACAACCAGAGAGACGAAACCCAAAAUUUUUCAACGCAAGGUCAACGCGAUGCUGCUGAUAAAGGCGAGCCUUUCGUCAAAGAUGCAAACUGCGAAACAGAAUCGCUCACAGCCGAUGAGCCUUACGCGGUCGCUGACUCCAUCCCUGGCACCUUUCCGGCUGCGUUUGAGGACGAGAAGCCCCAUUUACACUUUCGCACGGAUAAGAUUGUCCCCAACAUUUUCUGUUGGCAAACCCCCAAGGAGGAGGACAGCUCGCAAGAGGAGGGUCCGAAGCAUCCAUCGUCCUUGGUCAUAGGCCGAGUGCGUGAUGUUUCCGACAGCUCCGAUGGUCUGACCGAAACCGAUCUGGCCGGCCUGCAGAAAGCCCGCAGCCAUGAUAGCACAUCGAGCGCCUGCCAUGAGCAUCAAAGGGCCCCAUCUGUGUCUGAACUUGUCAGCAAGUUUGGUCGGAUGGCGUCUUCUCCAAAGGGCCCGAACGGCAGCGUGGGUCGCGGAGUGAGCGAGCAGCAAUCCCUCUGCAAGACUGUGACAUUUGGAACCGGCCGCCGCCAGAUGUCUCUCGAUUCUGGGGACGGUGAAUCCCGCACAUCUGGGUCGGACAACCCCGACAUGGUUCCCGUCGAGAUUGCUGCAAAAUCAAGACGCAUCGAGAGCAGUACCGACAUUUCUGGCCAUCAUGGCCUCUGCUAGACGGGUACCCGUGAUUGAGAAGGCAAAUUGACGGAGGACAGAGGUCCAGUCGUGAGACACGCAUUCUAUGUUCUAUGGUGGAGAUCACGAAAGCCCUUAUUCAACAGGAGCAGCUCGUAUUGCACAGGAUACUGGACCUAUGCACCUGAAGUGUCGUGGAGAUUUUAUUGCUUCCAGCUUUCCUUGUUGGGCCAACACGAAGUAGUGUUAGAGUCGAGAGUACGGGUAGCCCACUUCAAACGCAUGAGUAGCCAUGCGCAUACUCAGAUAUCGUACAAGGCUACACCUGGAAAC
Messenger RNA from Purpureocillium takamizusanense, 1912 nucleotides. RefSeq lists its product as uncharacterized. The coding region runs from base 389 to 1618 and encodes 409 amino acids. The transcript has 2 exons. The record is from RefSeq and is a predicted model, not a curated record. NCBI's taxonomy places the organism in Eukaryota, Fungi, Ascomycota, Sordariomycetes, Hypocreales, Ophiocordycipitaceae.